Messenger RNA from Exophiala oligosperma, 818 nucleotides. Its product is annotated as 40S ribosomal protein S21. Bases 102 to 368 code for a protein of 88 amino acids. Gene Ontology annotation, cellular component: ribosome; cytosolic small ribosomal subunit. Gene Ontology annotation, molecular function: structural constituent of ribosome. Gene Ontology annotation, biological process: endonucleolytic cleavage in ITS1 to separate SSU-rRNA from 5.8S rRNA and LSU-rRNA from tricistronic rRNA transcript (SSU-rRNA, 5.8S rRNA, LSU-rRNA); endonucleolytic cleavage to generate mature 3'-end of SSU-rRNA from (SSU-rRNA, 5.8S rRNA, LSU-rRNA); translation. Lineage: Eukaryota; Fungi; Ascomycota; Eurotiomycetes; Chaetothyriales; Herpotrichiellaceae. The transcript has 2 exons. The record is from RefSeq and is a predicted model, not a curated record.
AUUUAGUCGACGACAUUGAAACCUCGAUUCCGACACUUUGCAGCAACCCAAACGUUUUCCUCAAGUUGACCUUUCAAGUUCAAAAAAGGAACUCAGCAGCCAUGGAGAACGAAAAGGGAGAGAUUGUCGAUCUCUACGUCCCACGCAAGUGCAGCGCCACCAACCGCAUCAUCAAGGCCAAGGACCACGCCAGCGUCCAAAUCAGCGUCGGCAAGGUCGACGAGAACGGACGCUACACCGGAGAGAACCAGGUCUACGCCCUCUGCGGGUUCGUGCGAUCGAGAGCCGAGAGCGAUGACUCCUUGAACAGACUCGCCCAGCGGGACGGUUUCCUCAAGAGCGUCUGGAGUGCGCAACCCACGAGAUAAGCCAAGAGCCGGGGAGGUGGACGAUGGUGACAGGAUCGAAGGAGAUGUGAUUCAAAGGGGGGGUGGUUGUGACGUCUGUGUGAAAAAUGGAAUGGGAUGGACGGGGAUUGGGAAAAAGUGUCUUCCAAUGAUGCGACCAACCAUUAUCCAUGACACUGAAGCAGAAAUGCACGGAGUGAAAAGGGAGAAAACAUUCACGGUGUUGAACUGCUAAAUGCAAGGAUGGCACCGGGAUCAACAAAUUCGGGAGGUUUUCACAUGUUGGCGACGCAGGGGAACUUCGACGCUCAGCAGCUAUUUCAUGCUCACCAGAGCUAGGAUGGAUGAAACUCGACAGGUAGAUUUGCCGAGUAAUGCCCCCCAGUUCGGCCUUGAAAUGAAAAACAAACUACUACAACAUUACUUUCAAAAGUCACAACCUUGGUUCCUCGUUCUUCGCGCCGUGAAUCU